AUGGAUGGUGCAGGGCAGCGGUAUGUCUUGCCGAAGUGGAUUGGAGAUGUUCUUGAGGUACAAGUAUGUUUGUUUGUGGGUGAUCACAGCAAAUGGGAAAAAAUAUCAGAGAAGGCAGCUCAAGGAAAACCAUUGACAAAGUCCCAAAAAAAAUCUUAUGAAGAAUGGCAGUCACGUUGUGAGCCACGUCUAGUCUUCAGUGCAGCAAAGAAAAAGCAGGUGACUGAUGCUAGACAGGUGAAAAGGGACAAAUCUUGUCUUGCAAUCCAAUUGCAUCUUUCGGAGUCACCAGAAGAGCUACAAGUGAGUGCAUCGGAUGGAAGCCGCUAUCUUCUUCUUCUGCUGAGAGGGCGCCCGCAGAAGCAAACAGUUCCGAAGGCCCGGGUUCUGAGUGGAGAUGUUCCUGCUUGCGUCAUUGAAGAGAUGCAGAAGGCGGAAGAGGAGGCUGAACAGGGGUCUGGAGAAGUUCUUCAUGACGAUGGGGAUCAAGCUGAGGCCCUCCCUGUCACUGACGAGAUGCAGGACAAGAUGUUGGACAUGCAAAAGGCCCAGCAGGACGCAGGAGAGCAGAGUGAUGAGCAGUCCGAGAAUGAAGAGGGAGAGUACCUUCUGGCCGACUCGGAUGAGGAGGUCAACCAGUUCCAUGUGGUUUCCAAGGUGGAGAAGGUGAAGAGUUUUUCAUUCCGAGAAGCAUAUGAGAAAUUGGACAAGUUGGGUCUUUGCUCCUUGCCAAGGCAUGUGCAAGGGUGCAGUCUGUCCUAUCAUGGAAAGGAAAGACGGUGGCAGGGUCUGUACCCUACCGCCAAGGUUGGGAUGUCUUUCUCUUGGGGGGGAAUCACCAAGAGAAAUGAAUGUGAAGCCUUGUUGUCUGCUGUGAGGGCAGUGCUUACAGCGCACUGCCGUGCCUGCCCAAAGGAUAAAUUGUGGGCAAGCCAGCUUGACAAAGUCAAAGUUGCUGAAGCCACCCAAAAGUUCUGA
Cladocopium goreaui is the source of this 978-nucleotide messenger RNA. The record is from the annotation of a GenBank genome assembly. NCBI's taxonomy places the organism in Eukaryota, Dinophyceae, Suessiales, Symbiodiniaceae.